Messenger RNA from Cucurbitaria berberidis CBS 394.84, 876 nucleotides. RefSeq lists its product as uncharacterized. Bases 1 to 876 code for a protein of 291 amino acids. The record is from RefSeq and is a predicted model, not a curated record. The transcript is spliced from 4 exons. Lineage: Eukaryota; Fungi; Ascomycota; Dothideomycetes; Pleosporales; Cucurbitariaceae.
AUGAGGGUGCGAACGAAGGAGGAGGAGCUUGCAGACACGGACUAUAGACCGGUCAACUGGAAGAAGGUCUUUUUGUCGCCCAAGUACAUACCAUGGCACAUCCUGGGCAUACUCAUCGCUAUCGCGACUAUUUUCAUAACCAUACGCCAUGAUCAAGUUGUUGAGAAACUACGACCGUUCUCAGAGGGAGUCAGAAACCUCCCAGCAGGCUGGCUUAUCCCCAUCGCUAUUCUAAUCAUCAUAUCCUUUCCCCCACUCUUUGGUCACGAAAUUGUCGCACUACUAUGCGGUGUUGUAUAUGGCCUCUGGAUCGGAUUCCUGAUUGUUGGCGCAGGCACUUUUAUUGGAGAAAUCGGCACAUGGUUUGCUUUUAAAUAUUUUUUCCGGCGCAAAGCCAUCAAACUGGAGCGCACAAACCUCAACUAUGGCGCCAUGGCUCGCCUUACCCGUGACGGUGGUUUUAUCAUCGUCCUCGUUAUCCGUCUCUCCGCCAUCCCAGCGCAUUUCUCUACCGCCGUGUUUUCAACCUGUGACGUCAAAUUCUGGCACUUUGUCGUCGCUACUUUCGCCUCUUUACCUAAGCAAAUCUUCUUGGUCUACCUCGGCGUCCUUUUGAUACAGCAGGGUAACGCCAAUGUGAUCAAGACGGUCAUGUUUGGUGCGGUGUUCGUGAUUACGGUUGCGAUGGGAGUCUGGAUUUAUUUGAAGAUGCGGAAAGUCAAGAAAGUAUUGCUGGAUGAGCAGGAGAUGAGGAGAGUGAAGAAGACGGAGGGGGCACAACUGGUGCCGAGUGUUAGCGAUGCGUUUGAGAGGAGGUAUGAUGAGGAGCCCCGGGAAUGGACGAUGGCGCCAACACAACCUACUCGGAUCGUAUAG